This is a messenger RNA of Rubroshorea leprosula, 1819 nucleotides long. The record is from the annotation of a GenBank genome assembly. Lineage: Eukaryota; Viridiplantae; Streptophyta; Magnoliopsida; Malvales; Dipterocarpaceae.
GUUACGGUGGAGCAGGGGGCUAUGAGCCACUGAUAUACCAGUUUCAAUUCUGACGUCUUUUCUUUUAUUUUCAUAGAUGAUUCUAAUGGUCUCUGACUUUACUCCAGAGGAUCUUUCUUUCUCCUAGGCAUUUCGUCGAACAUCUUCCUAUUAGCAGUAGCUCUGUCUUUAUUGAUCAGAGAAUGAGUUUCAGGGACGAUACAGAUGAUGGGAGGGAUCCCCGGAAACCGUUUCUGCAUACCGGGAGUUGGUAUCGGAUGGGCUCCGGUCAAUCUGGCAUGUUGGGGUCAUCCCAAGCCAUUCGGGAAAGCUCUAUUUCUGUUCUUGGAUGUGUUUUGAUUGUUGCGUUGGGUCCUCUCCAAUUUGGCUACACUUCUGGUUUUUCUUCUCCUACCCAAGAUGCGAUCACGGAGGAUCUUGGAUUGACAGUCUCUCAGUUUUCCUUAUUUGGCUCUCUGUCAAAUGUGGGUGCCAUGGUUGGGGCAAUAGCCAGCGGUCAGAUAGCAGAGUAUAUUGGGCGAAAAGGGUCUUUAGUGAUUGCUUCUAUUCCCAAUAUCAUUGGAUGGCUUGCCAUAGCUUUUGCACAAGAUACAUCUUUUCUUUACCUGGGAAGAGUGCUGACAGGUUUCGGUGUGGGAAUAAUCUCAUUUACAGUACCUGUGUAUGUAGCCGAGAUAGCACCUCAAAACUUGAGAGGGAGCUUGGGCACAGUGUAUCAGCUCUCUAUUACAAUUGGAAUAAUGGUGGCCUAUCUGUUGGGAAUUUUUGUCCAAUGGAGAGUACUUGCAAUUCUAGGAGUAUUGCCAUGUACAAUUUUGAUACCUGGUCUAUUUUUCAUUCCAGAAUCUCCUCGGUGGCUGGCAAAAAUGGGUUUGACAGAAGAUUUUGAAACAUCUUUGCAAGUUCUCCGGGGGUUUGAUACUGAUAUUUCCCUUGAAGUGAAUGAAAUCAAGAGGUCUGUAGCAUCAACAAGCAGAAGAACUAUGAUUCGUUUUGCAGAACUCAAACAAAGGAGAUAUUGGUUUCCUUUGAUGGUUGGAAUUGUAUUACUCCUGUUGCAACAACUUUGUGGCAUUAAUGGUGUUAUAUUCUACUCUACUUCAAUUUUUGAAUCUGCUGGGAUUAAAUCGAGCAGUGUAGCAACAUUUGGAAUAGGUGCUGUUCAGGUUAUCACUACUGUAUUAGCCACAUGGUUAAUGGACAAAGCGGGUCGGAGGCUGCUGCUUAUAGUCUCCUCUUCUGGAGUAACUCUUUGCCUCCUAAUUGUUGCCGUGGCAUUCUUUUUGAAGGACUCCGUGUCAAGUGAUUCUAGCCUUUAUGGAAUAUUGGGCAUUAUAUCAGUAGUUGGAGUUGUGGGAAUGGUGUUUACUUUCUGUCUGGGCAUGGGACCCAUUCCUUGGAUCAUAAUGUCUGAGAUACUUCCAAUCAAUAUCAAAGGUCUUGCAGGAAGCGUAGCUACACUUGGUAACUGGUUCUUUUGCUGGAUCAUUACAAUGACUAUCAAUUUUCUCCUAGAGUGGAGCAGUGGAGGAACUUUUACCAUUUACAUGGUUUUUAGUGCUUUUACCGUGGCAUUUGUGACCCUUUUAGUCCCUGAAACAAAAGGAAGAACUCUGGAAGAAAUUCAAUUUUCCUUCAGAUGAGGAGUUUUGCUGGGAAAGGCUAAUUCCAUUCAUCAUCAACAUUUUUCCAGGGAUUAUGGAGAUUUCUGCAAUAUUGAAUUGUUUACAUUGGCCAUUUUAUCUUCAACAUUUUGAAUUUUCCUCAGCAUGUAUUUCUUAAUGGCUCCAUUAUCUUGAAAUAAAAAUUGCUCUUAUCC